This is a messenger RNA of Exophiala viscosa, 2616 nucleotides long. RefSeq lists its product as uncharacterized. The record is from RefSeq and is a predicted model, not a curated record. Gene Ontology annotation, biological process: DNA-templated transcription; regulation of DNA-templated transcription. The transcript has 5 exons. Lineage: Eukaryota; Fungi; Ascomycota; Eurotiomycetes; Chaetothyriales; Herpotrichiellaceae. Bases 139 to 2244 code for a protein of 701 amino acids. Gene Ontology annotation, molecular function: zinc ion binding; DNA binding; DNA-binding transcription factor activity, RNA polymerase II-specific.
AUCUUAUCCCGGCGACGUUGCAACGUCCUGCACAGCGCUAUGGCUGAUUUGGUUCUCAACAAAGAUUAUCGUUGACAGGCCAUGGAAGAUGGGCCUCCCACCUUUAGUCAUCGAUGAAGGUUGUCUGGUUUCACAAUCAUGUCGGAGAAAAACCAGUCUGAUGGCGAAUCGAAUUCCUUGAGGACUCCCGCGUGCGACAGCUGUAGAACUCGAAAGAUCCGAUGUGACCGAAAAACGACCUGUUCCAGCUGUCAAACCGCCCGCAUUGUUUGCCGAACCACAAAACGGCACACGGAGAAAAGACAGCGUGUACUGGUCUCGGGGCGAUACGAGCGUGAGCUCGAAGAUGUCACAGGCCGGCUGGCCGGCCUUGAACGAACUCUGCAGAGACUACUUGACGACCCGAACACCUCCGGACGAUCACCGAGGAACUCUUCACCGGCCCUACCCACUCCUAGCGACAACCAGCUGAUAGAACGGGAUGUUGACUUUGCGGGCGAUUCAUCCUUUGUCGCUCAUUCAAAGGACGUUACUCAAGCAUUUGAGAGAACGCUCAACACGUCACCAAUUCCGAGCUCGAUCCGGGACGUGUCUGCCGCUGUUGCGACCUUGAGAACUUUUUUGAACGAAAAUUCCGGGGCAGAUGGCGAAGAUUCAUUGCCUGCCAACCAGCCCCUGCGAGAACUUGUCCACUACCCAGACUUAUCAAACCUUACCCUUCCACCCAUGCCAGCAGUCCUCCGCCUCUUACGACAUUGUAAAGUGCAUCAACAUAGGUUCUUCUUCGAAACGCCAACACUUGACGCGCAAUACUUGACUGAGCUGUGUCAGAAGAUAUAUUUUCCGACAGACGAAUACACCAUUGCCACCUUUAUCACAGUACACGUCUCCCUCAACUGCCUUUUCCGCCAGCUACCAAAGGCGGUCGCACAAGAGCUCAACUUCAGCGCCAGUGAGCUUCGUGAACUGGUUGCAACAUGCGCCAAGAAUGCAGAAACGGCGAUGCUGAAUCUCAGGAUGUAUAUGGAGGCCAACUACGAGAAUAUCGAGGCUUUACUAUUCGCAUCGAUGAUGGCGUUGGAGCUCUCUCGCCCAUCACUCUCAUGGACUCUGAUUAGCAGUGCAGCAAGAAUGGUACAAGACGCAGGCUACCACCGCCUCCCAUCCUACACCACGGCCCCUGAGUGCACGAAAAAAAGAGUGGUUUUCUGGAUUGUCUACGCCUUGGAUCACAGUAUGGCUCUCAAUCUAGGCCGCUCUCCAAACCUUCACGAUUGCGAUAUUACAGUGGACCGGCCAAGGGUACCGGAAGAGCUUGAAAAUAGUUAUGGUCAGGUUUAUAUGUCUUGGAUGGAUUUUGCCGAACUCCAGGGUCAGAUCUAUGAGCAAUUGUACUGUCCUCGUGCUCAGAGGCAAACAGCAGAAAUGAGGGCAAACCUUGCCCGGGCGCUAGCACAGCGGGUCAUCGACAUGAAGACCCGGUUCAGCAUCGACCCUGACAGUAUUCAUUCCCCAGAAUUCGGUGAAGAGUCCAUCCUCUCGAUGCAAAUUGUCUUCGAAUCUACACUUACCCUUGUUUAUCGGACGAUACCACCUCAGCCCCUGCCAUCAGGUCGUCAACACCAUCCAUUGAAGUUCUGCGAAGAGGCAAUUGCAUCUGCUCGACAGGCUUUAACAAUGCACAAACACGCUUGGAACGUACUGAAGGACCGUGAGACAGACGAGUGGCACUCUUUCCUACAAUGGACAGUCUUGUGGUGUCCUUUCAUACCGUACACUGUGCUUUUCGGGAACGUCAUUGCCGACCGCAACGCAAAUGAUCUCGAGCUUUUGGGAAAUGUUGUUGGCUUCAUGGAAGCUGUCGCCAACAUGGGCCCUGGUAUUGGGAAGCUCCAUCGCGCUUGUCGGACCUUUUACCAGAUCGCCACUAUAUAUCUUAGUCAACCUGGUUCCGACGUCGCAGCAUCCAUGUCACAAGGGUUGAAUAAAUCAAGUCACGCUUCGAUCCAACACCCGUUACAGCACGGAAGUUCCGUGCCAGUCGAGUACGGCGUGCAUCCGAAUGAUACGAUGAUCCCUGAUCUCCCACUGUUCCCACAAGACUGGGAUGUUAUGCUCGAUGGAUGGGACUUGGGAACUGAUGGUGGCCCCGGGGUGAUGUCUACCUUCCUUGAGCAGUAUCUACCCUCCAGCGACGACGUUCGAAAUGAUAUGUCAACAGACAGGCAACAGCCAUUCGGCUGAAAAUAUUCUCGCCAGUCUUCUUCCUAGCGAUAUGAGGGUUUCAUCGUGGUUGAACAUUGCCAGUGGUGCUUGCCACGACAUACUUGGAAGGUGCAUCGGUGCUGCCAUUCCACAAAUUCGAGCAAAGUCAAUCACGCUGACCUCUCAGCCGUGCGAACCUCCAGACCUUGCAAACUUCGGCCCAUCAUUUCGGUUCAAAUCUCACAUCCCGCAUCUAACAGUCUCUUACGGACCAUUUGAUCGCAGCACUCCUGAGACAUGCUUUCGCUCCUCGCACCUUCCACGAUCUACUUUCAGCGUGCGAGGGUCGCUCUGGCAACAUUAAGUUCGAAAAAACAAGCCUGCCGCUGAUAGCCACGAGCCGGUGCGUUC